GAGGAGAGAGGGAGGGAGAGAGAGAGAGAGAGAGGAAGAGAGAGAGAGAGAGAGAGGAAGAGAGAGAGAGAGGAGAUCAUUGCCUCAUACAGCGUGUCUGUAUCAGAUGAGAGGGGGGGUCACCAGGAUUCCCUUGAAGCUGCUCUCCAGGAACAAGAAAAGAAAGAAAUGUUACAAGAUUUUGUGCGCACCUCGUUUACCGGAUAGGAUCUCUGCUCGUCAGCGCGGCCGUUUCAUCUCCAUCGAUUCGUUGUUUUGUUUUUUUUAUUAUAAGAAGAUGCCGAAGCGGGGAAGAAAAGUGAGACAGAUUAUGUCUGGAAUAGACAGUUUGAAAGAACAAGACCAAUAGCGAAAUUAGUGUAAUUUAUCAUAUUUCUUUUUAAAAAAAAAAUCUUUUUAAAUGGCAUGUCAAAGUAGCCUCUUUAUCUUUUUUGAUUGCAUCAAUUUUUAAUAUGAGCUAAUCAAUAUCUGACCAGGCUAUAGUAAAAGUUUUUUUUUUUAAUGAAAUGGCAUUUUCUCCAUAUCUUGCUUACAAUAAUCUGCUGUAUAUGCAUUGAAACUAAGCUGCAUUCAGCCCAGUGCAAGGUGAUUUGACUCUAGUGUUAUUGAAAAUAUAUUUAAAAAAAAGAGGGUUGAACUUUGCAGAGGAGGGGUUUCCUGUUUCAUUUGCUUGAGAUUAUUUUCGUUAUCAAGGACAGUAGCCACGGGUCUGUCUCAGAACUCCGGAGAGCUAUAUAGGAUAUAUAUGAAGAUCGCGACACAGUUGGUUUCCUCUCGCAGAAAUGCCAGUGCGUGCUGUGACCACCAGGUUCAUGUACAAGGGACUUUGCACUAUUCCAGAUCUCCUCGCCUACCGGACCCCUGUGAUCCUGCCUGAGGAUGAGGUGGAAGAGAUCCGUGAGGCUUUCAAGGUCUUUGACCGAGACGGGAAUGGCUUCAUCUCAAAGCAGGAGUUGGGGACUGCCAUGCGCUCACUGGGCUACAUGCCCAAUGAGGUGGAGCUGGAGGUCAUCAUCCAGAGACUUGAUAUAGAUGGUGACGGUCAAGUUGGCUUUGAUGAAUUUGUCACAUUGCUCGGUCCUAAACUCUCUGCUGCUGGAAUGCCUGAUAAGUUUCACGGAGCAGACUUUGAUUCAGUGUUUUGGAAGUGUGACAUGGGGAAACUGACUGUGGACGAGCUUAAGAGACUGCUUUAUGAUACUUUCCGUGACCACCUCACCAUGAAAGACAUUGAGAACAUCAUCAUGACUGAGGAGAACCACCUGAACAGUCCAGAGUCCCACGUGGACAUUGACACAAGCCCAACACAACAGGAAAAACACACAUGCGUGCGUAAAAGCCUGAUUUGUGCCUUCGCCAUUGCAUUCAUCAUCAGCGUUAUGCUCAUCGCGGCAAAUCAAAUGCUGCGCAGAGGGAUGAAAUAAAUACUACACCAGCUGGCUACCAAGAGAUUUAAGGACGGACACUGAAAAAUCCAACAUUAACCAAAAUACUGGACUGUUUUUGGUUUCGUUCGAUCAACACCCACGAUGACGCUGUCACAGCUUCUCUCUAUAAUGGACAAAAUGAUGUCACACUGUGGUUUUGUAUGACCACAAAUCAUAGCAUACCAUGGUAAAAGAAGAAAGAAAGAAAGACAUUUCAAGGGCUGACGAGUAUCCUAAAAAGUCAUUGAUUCAAAUUUCUGAUGUUUUCUAAGAAGUUAGCUAGGAAAGCAGUCUGUAGAAGUAUGUGCUGUAGAAAUAGCUGUGCUGUGUCUAUUAUAUCAAAAACAAUUAACGUUGUUGAUGAGAACAUUUGGAAUGCACCCAAUAAUGAUAUUACUGAUGAUAGUAAUAAAGCAAUACAAACGUGUUGAUGGGCUGCAUAUUAAGUAGCUUUAAAUCACUUUCGGAAAACAUAAGGAUAGAUGACUGGGUACUGCAUAAUGGGUCUCUUUUAAGUCUCUGUUUGUUUCAGUGCCAAGAUUCAAACUCACAUCCAGUUUAACAUUCUUUGCUGAACCAGCACCAUCUGUGAUCUACACCUUAACAAAAGAGCAGCCCCAUUAAUUAAAAACACAAAUCAGUCCGUCCGUGAGUCGGCCGGUUCACCACUUCGGCCAAGACUGAAAUAUCUCCAAAACUGUUGCAUUGAUUGCCAUGAAAUUUUAAAGAGAUACUCAUUAUCUCCAGAGAAGAAUGCUGCGGACUCUAGUGAUCCCGGGCUCGUCCUGUAAUGCCACCAGCAGAUCAAAGUUUUCACUUAUCCUGUGAAAUGUCUCAACAUCUACAGGAUUAAUUGGCACAAAAUUUGGUAAAGACAUUUACGGUUCCCGAAGGAUGUACUCCAGUGA
Molecule: messenger RNA, 2335 nt
Organism: Sebastes umbrosus (honeycomb rockfish)
Lineage: Eukaryota; Metazoa; Chordata; Actinopteri; Perciformes; Sebastidae
Gene: cabp7b
Product: calcium binding protein 7b
Exons: 5
Coding region: 783-1424 (213 amino acids)
Molecular function (GO): calcium ion binding
Source: RefSeq, a predicted model, not a curated record